This is a messenger RNA of Lactuca virosa, 660 nucleotides long. NCBI's taxonomy places the organism in Eukaryota, Viridiplantae, Streptophyta, Magnoliopsida, Asterales, Asteraceae. The record is from the annotation of a GenBank genome assembly.
AUGAAACGAGAUUACCCACAACAUGAUUACACCUUCUUUAAUGGUUGUAGUUCCACUUCUGCCUCCACCAUUGCCGCCUCUGCUUCUGGUUUUUUAGAUGUGAUCAGGAAAUCAAAGCUAUGGGAUAAGGUUGAAGAGCAAGAUGUCAAUAUUGAUGAGCUGUUGGCGGUGCUUGGUUACAAAGUUAAGUCGUCUGAUAUGGUUGAUGGUGGGCAAAAGAUAGAGCAUUUGGAGGGUGUUUCGGGGACCGAUGAUGAGUUGUCUCAGCUUGCUUAUGAUUAUGUUCAUUAUAACCAUUCAGAUCUAUCGUUGUGGCUUAAAUCAAUUAUCUGUGAGUUGAACCCCAUAAAUCAACCCUAUGUUAUUGAUGAUUCGUUUGUCAACAAAACCGCCUCUAUAACUUCGAUGGUUGUGGAAUCGUCUUCUCUGUCGAUUGGUGCCUCCUCCUCGUACAAUCAUAACCCAAUUGUUCUCUUAGAUACACCUGAAAACGAGAUCCGACUUGUUCGUACUCUGAUGGCUUUGCUAACUUGUUCAUACUCUGAUGCUUGCUCCAAAGCUGUCAAGCAAGACGAGAAAGGAUGGGGAAGACAGUGGAAACAUGGAGGGAGGGUGCAAUGGGGUGGGUGGAGCCGUCCUUUUGUUUUUUUAAUUAUAUAA